Messenger RNA from Dalotia coriaria, 7502 nucleotides. Its product is annotated as protein PRRC2C-like. Bases 250 to 6393 code for a protein of 2047 amino acids. NCBI's taxonomy places the organism in Eukaryota, Metazoa, Arthropoda, Insecta, Coleoptera, Staphylinidae. The record is from RefSeq and is a predicted model, not a curated record. The transcript has 7 exons. Gene Ontology annotation, biological process: cell differentiation.
AUAGUUGGUGACGUCACAGUAUUGAUCAGAUCUGCCGUUUCUUCGGCGGUGCGCCAUUUUGAAAAACAAACCAAGCGAAUUACGAGUAACGCUAGCGCGUAAUCCGAUAGAUAAAUCUGUGAUCAUCCGUCCGACGUGCAGCCGCACGGAGUUAAUUCGUCGUCGUUUGCGAUUCACCCAUUUGGACGGACCAAGGAUAACGGUUCGUUCAUUGGGUCCUGAGGAUCUAAAUGGUUGUGUGCAGACAGCAUGUCUACUCUGCCAGGGUUGGCCUCCAAGGGCGAGAAGGAAAAGGCCAAGUAUCAAGUAUUGGAUAUUAACAAGUUGUACAGGGUUAGCUUGGGGGAAUCAUCAGAGAAUAAGCAGCAGAAGAGCACACUAUCUCAGAAACAUGGCAUGCAAAGCUUGGGUAAGGUCCCCAACACUCGUCGCCCGCCCGCGAAUCUCCCGUCACUGAAGUCUGAACACAGCGGCACGGACACCGCGGUUUCUUUGGUACCGUCGAAUGGUUCAGGAUGGGGCAAACAGGAGAGUACAGUUCAGACAUCCACCACUACUACAGUUCAGGCAACAUCAAACAAUGUGAAUGCGAACGCACCGAUAGCAAUAGCCGGGCCAGCGCUGAGCGCACACCAAGCUGCGAUUGCUUUACCUGUGACGACGACAAUUCAGCCCGCUGGGAGCGCAGGAGUCGGUGGCAAACAGCCACCGCCGCAGCAUCCACAAUCUUCUGCCAGUCCUGCCACAAAUCUCGACAAGUCAUGGAGCUCGGUGAUGAUCGGCAGCGAUCCAAACGCGGCCCAUCCACCACCAUACCAGAGCCCGCAAUUCCAGCACGAGUUCCCCAGCCUGUCCGCUGGCGAUGGCGGGCAACCACGCGCCGCUACCGACACCGGGGGGUACGCGCCCGGGCUAAGCCUGCGUCCGCAAACGGAGGGUUCAUGGCUGCAGGGCGGCGGUGCACGCGUGCCCGCCGACAGCUCGGCAGUCCCCGGUGUCGGAGCGCAGCAUUCGGCCCCGGGCGGCCCGCCCCUGCCGCCGCAGGUGCGCGGCUUCGUGCCCAAUUUUAUGUAUCGAGCGGGCGGCGGAAAUUAUCCGGCGAACGGUCAUGGCGGUGCGGCUAUGCUCCAACAGCAGCAGCAGCAGCAACACACGCAGCAAGCGCCAGCGCGAUCCAGACAAGAUCCGCGCCACCGGGGCGGCAGCAACGACCCGGAGGAGCUUGCGCAUCGCCCCAUCAUCAAAGAAGAGGACCUCAGCGGCAUGGACAACCUCACCGGUGACAUGGGCUGGGCGAUCAACGACGAUAUUGACUACAACCAAAAACUCGCGUUCAGCGACGACGAGCUCAAGGAAGCCAAGGACAUGCGCCGCAGUAUGCGCGACAAGACUGACACUCAUCUAAUGGAAAACGACCAGAAACCGCAGCAGAAGCCACAGCCUCGCAGUCGACACGAGGAGGAUGAAUUCUCGGCGCAACGACGCCGGCAGCAGCAAGAGAUUGCGCACGCUGUCGAACGCGCCAAGCAGCGCAAGGAGGAAGAGGAGAAGAAGUUCCUCGAGACGAGGCAGGCGGCCGCCAAGAAGCUGCAGGAACUCAACGAGCGCAUUGAUAAAAGCAAACGCGACAAGGACGUUGACGACAAUUGCGGAACGAUUAAUCCCGCAUCAGUGCCACCGCAGACAAUCGCCCCGGUUCCCAUUCUUCUACCAGAGUGGGAACGCGAAAAGGAGGUGGUGGUUGUCAUGCGUCCAAAGCCAGACGCCGAGGACUUGAAGCACAAGACUUCCACGUCCACCGAUUUUAAACAUCUCACUCAAAUCGAGGGUCGUGCCAAUUUCGGCCGGAAAGACUCGCGUACAGAGCGCAGCGUUGAAAAGGAACAACCUUCUGGAGGCGCAACGCAAACAACGCAACACAGCAGCUUCUCCAAACAGUUCCAGAAUGACCUACCGCCGAGAUUCCAACGGCAGCAGCAACUCAACGCGCAGAGCUCUUUCCAGUACGAUAACAGAUGGUCUCAGGGCGGGAGUCGCACCAGUCCUAGCAAUCGUAAGUCUAGAGACGACGACAAGGACCCUGAGGAUAGAUACCGACGCCAGGAUGAUAACUAUCGCUCGCAGGUAUCGCACAGGUACGAUUCGUCGAGGAAAUCCUACGAAGAUUACGACUUCAAACCGAAGGAAGAUGAGAAAAUGCGCCGGGAUGUUCGCCGGGGCGAUGACAAAGAGUCGAACUUUGAUGGUAUGACCAUCAGUCGACAGAGUAGUGAUGAGUGGCAUGGGGAUAAGCGUCCGCAGCGGCCUGAUAGUCGCGAUUCGCGCACGUCGAGAGAAUCUCGUGAUUCAGCACGUCAUUCCGAACCGAGGGAGUAUACCUCAUGGGCCGAGGAGCCCAUUGAAGAAAAGAAGAAGGAACACCGUAUGGUCGUACCAGGACCCAUCACAAAGGAGAAGAUUGAAGCGGAUGAUUUGCGCAGUGAGAAGCGUAAUCUCACCCAGUUGAAGCGAGGCGCCAUGGGCGACCAGAGUCUGAAUAAGAAAUUGGAGAAGCCUGAAGACGAUAAUGAUUCGUGGAGUAUUAUGAAAAAGGACAGUAUUGAUGAGCCAAAGGCCUGGGCGGAUUCCAUCCCACCAGCGGUGGAGAAGGAACUCCUCAAGGCUGGCAUGUUGAUGAAGGAUGAAAAACGCGAUGAGGAGGAUGAGAAGAAUAAAGAAGAUAAGAAACGUGGUAGGUCUGAUUCGCAGGGUAGUCGCAAUCAGGGCUGGUCGGGUAAUGUUCAAGUGUACCGGAACUCCUGGUCGAAUAAUAAAAAGAACACUGCACCACUGCCGAGGAAUCCACGUGGUGGUGUUGGUGGAGGCGCUGGGGGUUUACGGACCAAGGGACAAGAUAUGACUGAGUCGGAGGGAUCAGCUGAUGAUCAAGUUAUGCUGGAGAAUGGACCCAGUCCGAAGAGUUCAAAGAAAUUGGAGAAGGACGAGAGGAAUAAAGAAGCGCGCAGCACGGAGAAACAACAACCACUGGAUCGUGACAAUAGGGAUCGUGGUAAAAUGGAUAAGAAUCAUUUUGUACCGCGGGGUGAACCCUCUCGUCAUGGCAGGGGGGCUUCUUUAUCCGGGAGUAGUUUCAGAGGUAGUCGGGGAGGGUCUAAACGGGUGGAUACUUAUGGACCGCCUGCAAAGAGCCCAUUUUCGAAUAUCGACGAGAAGGAUAGGAAACACGAUGAUGCUCCUGAAGAUAAAUCCGAGGAUAAAAAUCGCAAGAAGAUUGAUCCCAGGAAGAAACCUAAGCAAGACGGGGAUGUCUCUGAUAAUUCGGAUGUUGAUGGUAGGAAAUCGAAGAAUUCUCAGAGGAGUGGGUCUAUGCAAGGUAUGUCCAGAGCGCGUGGCGGUGGUGGAAGUGGAGGUGGUGGGGGUAAUACAGCUCCAAGACAAAUGCCACCUGUUGAUAAACGCGGCUUUGGUGGUCCACACCGCCAGAACGCCAAUAUCGGCGGUAAUCUACCCUCAUCACGAAAUCUAUCUUCAAAGGAUAAGGAUGGUAAAGAUAAGGAUAACACUUUAUCAUCAGCUAUUGCUGAUAUCACCCUAAAAGAAGUAGAGAUUCUAGAUGGUGAGGUAGUAGAUGAUGGGUUCCAGGAGGUGAAGAGUAAAAAAACCGACAGGAGUGACCGCAAAAUCGUCGAGAAAAAAGAAGAGAAACCCAAGAUGUCCGGAGGUAUAAUAUCCAAACCAGAAAAAGAUAUUAAAAAGCCUUCGGAUCGCAGUGUCAAAAUGGGUCCAUCGCCGCAACAGGUCAGUAACAUAGCCAACAUUCCAUCACUCAUGGCUACACCCAUCAAUCCGCCUCCGAAUAUGCCGCAGACACAGUCGCAGUCACAAAACAAGGGUCAGUUUGAUCGCAAUCGACAGAAUAAGACACUCCCGCCGCGGUUCGCCAAAGCCAAGGAGCACAAUCGCAUGCAGAAGGCGCAAAUGCAACAGGGUAUAUGCGACGACAUCAAAAUCAACAACCCCAAUCACAUGUACGGUGGCCUCAAGGAUGGCCUGCAUGUAGGUAGCACCUCGAUCAAUUCCAACGCGUGGGAUAAACCACUCUCGCAACAAAUGCGCGUUGAUCAGAAUCAUGAUUUGGUUGUGGGCAUGGAGUGCAAAGCAACCCUGGAGGCUGCAUUGCAUCAUCCUGGUGCCAGUGAUGAUAAAACAGUCCUGGAUGGGUCGAAACCCUUGACUACGAUUAUUUUCGAGAAUACUAAUUAUAAAUCAGCACCGGGGGCGCGUGGAGGUAACAGGAAUGAUAAACAACGUAAAAUGGAGGAUGGUAUGGAUGGUAUACCUUAUAACAAACCCAUUGGUGAUUUGUUAGGUAAAGAUAAGACAGAUAUCCAGCUGCAAUUGUUUAAUAACAAGGAAGAUUCAGCUGAUAUGAAGUUGGACUUUUUGGAGUCUGAAAUCUCUCAGAUUACUGAAGAGAAAUCUUCAAAGAUGAGUUUAUCCAGGUCCAACAUGAAUACCAGCAAUAAUAUCCUCACAGCUGACGCGUUGAAUAUGAAGAUACAGUCGGUGAAGAAGGUUUGGGAGAACAUACCGAAUGUCAUGGAUGUAAAUGAUGAUUCAUUUGCUUCUUCAUUCGUGACUGAUUCCAGUACGAUGGAUGCCAACACAGCGUUCAGUAAAGGUUCAGAGGUACCGGAUGACAACCAUGAUGUUUAUAAUUCAUCGCCCAAUGCGACGAAUAGCACGACGAAUGUGUGCAAAGUGAAACCCACACAGCAAGUGGCUGGCGGUGGUGGGCAGGUGGGCGGUGGACAUCAACCACAUUCCAAUAUUGUGGGGCCUGCACUCAUGGGUCAUGCGUUGUCUUCCCCGCCACCAAUACAACCAGUCAUGGGUGGAUUAGGCCAACCUCCACAGCAGUACACCGCCAGUGGGCAUAUCAGCUAUCAGACUGGACUGGGUAGUAAUCAAUACGGUGGUAUACCAGCACCAUCUCCUCCCAAUGUGUUGAAUUAUUCCACGCAGCCACUGCAACAGACCGGGUUGUAUGCGCCGUUCCAGCUUGACACGUCGCAGGUGAUGAACAAUCAGGGACGCUCGCAGUAUUCGCAGUACUCGUUUGGUCUCGGGCAGACUGGAUCCAGCCCGUAUUCACAAUCGAUGUAUCUGCCCACUGCGCAACCGCAUGCCCCGCCCAAUCAACAACCGGAUUUGUAUCAGAAUAUGAAUAAUUACCGCAUGCCGAAUACAGGACCAUUCGGACAGAAUCAACAGUUGAAUAAUCCAACCACUGUGUUGAUUUCUUCAACGUCGAAUUCGCUGAUGUCGCCGUCUGUCAAGCCGAGCAAUCAGCAGAUAAGCGCGAUUGGUACCAAGGCUGGCGGUGUAGGGCAGGCAUACCAGCAACAAUCACAACAGGGUCAACAGGUGUACAUACCGUUUGAUCCGACAAUUACCGCGAAUUAUAUGCAGACCGCCGGGGUGAUUCAACGGGGACCCGGGGUGCAGAAUAAUGUCGUGCCUGGUUUGCAACCUUCGGGUCUGCAGCCAUCUUCGUCGUUUUAUUCCGGCUCGACGGGUGGACAGACUGGGUACUUCCAAGGACCAGGCAGUUCGAGUUUACCUUCGCAGAUGCAACAGCAUCAGGCCGGGUUCGGGCUGCAGCAGAGCGUUUUCCCCACGCACAAUCAGUCGCACACGAACGCUGGAAUGCAGAAUUAUCCCACGCCGUAUUUGAGUGGCCAGCAGAUGCAGCUGGCUGCGGCGGCCAUGUCACAAUACCGCUCGGCGAGUAUUCAAAACCCGCAGUUUAUGAAGAAUCAGAUUGGUGAUCAAGGCCGGCAGCAGUUGAAGAGUCCCGGAAGUCAACAGGAAGUUUUAUCUUCGGUUUUUAACUCUGGAUCUCAGAUUGCUUCGCCCAAAUCACGCCAGCAGAUGAAACAACCACCCCCACAACCCAGUCCGACCGCACACAGCAAAUACAUGUAUGGUGGCAUGUCCAGUCAACAGGGCGGACAGCAGACCAGAUACCCGACGCCCAUUCAGCGCCCCGCCGGUAACUACCAGAGCCAGAUGAGCAACGUGCAGAAUAACUCUGGCAAUCCCAAUCAGAAACCGCACCGUAUGAAUAACAAUUCCAACAAUCGUUCGUCUGGCGGCGGCGGCGGCCGAUAUUAUGGGUCCCAAGGUUGGUACACUAACAAUUACCAAACGAAACACAGAUCAGGCGGAAAUAUGAAUACUCAAUCCGACAAAGCAGAAGAAUCAAAACUGAACGACGGCGGCGUGAAUUCUUCCAACCAGUCGUCGAGUGGCAGCUCGAAGCCGCCCGCCUCCGUCAGCCAGCCGAACGACAAACCAGACGUGAAAGAAGAAAACUGUGCUAAAGACUAAUUCGUUCGUUUCUAUUAUUCUCUAAGUACUAAACUAUGUGUUUGUAAAUUCAAUAUUAUUUUAUUUAACUUAAUUUAUUCACUGCGGCGCACGCGUGCGCUUGGUAUUCAUUCUGCGAAUUCUACGAUUGCACGAUUGCGAGGACAGGUCGUUGCACUUGUACAUACAUGUUUCGAAAAAAUGUCAAGCCAUCAUCCGGACUGCCUCCAAUCGCACAUUGAUACACACAAAAGAGUAUAUUAUAAACAAGCAAACAAAAAAAAUGAUAUUAAUUGUGAUAUGAAAAUGCAAAAUUUAUCGAUUCGGACGAAUGAGGUCUCUUCUCAUCUCUACACUACAUAAAAUUUAUUGAUUAUUUGAGCUGUCUUUGUUAUAUUUUGUAUUACACAUAACACACAUAACAUACACAUGCAUACAAACGAUUACUCGACGCGCAAGUAUUAGUGCUGAAAGAAGACGAUUACAAACUAAGUACCGCAUAAUUGAAACUUUAAACAAAGAUGUAAAACCGUAAGACGUUUAGCGAUUUAUUAGUGGAAUUAUAGUAAAACAUGCAUAGAUGUAAGACAUAGCGGAGGUGAAAGAUUGCAGAUGGAAGCAAGCAAGCUAUAUAACAACUUAGGUUUUUUCGCUAAACGAGAUAUAAUGUUAGUUUUUAUGUUGUUCUGUCCCGGACGCUAACAAUACCGAAUUCGAUAUGUAUUUUGCCGUAUUUCUCACAUUUUGUAGCGCAAUAUUAAUUCGUAGUCCUUGUAUUUUAAUUAGUGUAACGUCGGCUGAAAGAUGAUGAUUGCAGGAGAGGAAGGACGAGCGCAGGGUGUAUGCGCGUUCCUACUGGAUGUGAAAAUGCCUUUUAGAGAUUUUUUACAACACAACAAUCCGUGAAACAAUCGAAUGGUGGUGUGGUUCGCGUACACCCUCUCAUUGCUGUAUUGUCACUUGGAUCAUUCGUUCCCAUUUUUAAAUAUAACGUACACUUAUGCCCCUCCCAACGAGGUCUCUCAUUCUACAUUUGCAUCAACAAGUUUAACUUGCUGUUCGACACACGAUUUCGUCAUCAGAUAUUUGUUGCUAUCGAAAAAAUAUACGAGACAUUUAUAACAACUGGA